UGAUGCAAAGGUUAGAGAAAAAAAAAGCUGAGGAAAAAAAAACUUGUUCCAAAAUGGCGACGAAGAUCUGCCUGUCCAUUGGAAAACAAUAGAAAUAGCAAAGAGGGGCAGAGUUUGUUUCUUGUCGGAAUUUGCUUUUUAUUUUGCGACUGGCUUUGCAGUCGGGUUGUGUGUCGGUUUCUAUGUGGAGUACUUUUAAGAUUUUUUUUAAAGAGUUCAGCGGAUCAUGCUUUUGUUAUAGCUAGCUAGCAGGCUAUCAAGCUAGCUAGCUAUCGUUACAUCCGCAGCUAGCCAUAUUGUUGCAGUGUCUGCUAUUAAGUCACAUUACUAGGAUCUACUCGGAGAAUCAGCUGUUAGCCAGGCAGAACACAGCCAACAUUUGGGCAGCUACUAUAACUGACUUCUGAUAGUCAAGUUGCGACCUAAAUUUUAUAUUAACUAGGUAGCUAACGUUUUUAGUAUUUUCUAUGUUGAUGGUAAGCAGUAACUUGCGGUUUUAUUAUGCCAAACUAAAGUUAUUUAAGCUUGUUAACUGCGAUGCUAGCUAGUUAGUUAGGUAAUUGAGUAGAAGGAAAGCGAGCCUCUUUUGGCUGAGCUAACGUUUGCUAACUUCAUAAGAAGUUAGCUUGUUGCAGGCUAACUUUUACUAUGAGACUGCUUGUUGUAGCUAGCUUUUAGCCAGCAAGCUAACCCGCUCCCUAAAGUUGGGUAAGUUGUCAGCAAGAUUUCAAUACAUCUAUUGUGAAUAAUGUAAAUCAGUGCACCCUUUAAAGACCAACUGUUAGUUCUGGUACAGUAUAGUAGUUGUUACAGCCAAGCGACUCUUGCUAGCAGCUAACGUGAAAGUUAGGCUUAUCUUGUUCAAACUUUGAAAAUGUUUGACCAGAGGAAUGUGAUGGGAGCCGUAUUGAUUGAAUAGCAUUUGUGGACAAAAGUUUACUACAUUAUCUCAACUCGAUGUAUCAUUUGAAUCUAACAUUACAUUAAGUGAGUUAAUUUAUUGAAGACGUUAUUUUGUAAUUUAAACAUUUAUAAACAUUCAUACAGAACUUUAGCUAGGCUUAAGAAUGAAUAGAAAAGGCGUGAUGAAUGUAUUUUAGCGAAAUUGGCUGGCUAGCAAAUGCUAGGGCCCUUUCCUUUAGCUGGUCAGACACUAUUGGUAAUAAUGUUUCGCGAUGCGAUAAGAUGCUCAAUGAUUUAACUUGUUAGUCAACUUUCAAUCGUCGAUUACGUUCGUUGUCUUCUGGCUAGUGUUAAGAGACUUGAGGCCAUUACAUUACCAAGACAAAGGUCGACUCUAUGGAAGCAGUAACAUUAGUUGAUUCUCUAAAAGGGUAGGGGGUAAAGACGCCCACACUGAAAAGGAGCAAAUUCAGCAUUUUAUCCGGACUCUUGAAACCUGAGUCCAGAGUUUAAAACGCGCUCUUUAUUGAUCAUGGCGGAUUUUGUAGUGCCGCGACACAGUGCGGUGAUGGAGCGGCUCCGCCGUCGAAUCGAGCUCUUCAGGAGGCAUCACACCAGCUGCGAGAACCGAUACGACAACACCGCGAUGGAGCGGCUGGAGAUGGAACAGCAGCAAACGUUUGCACUGCACCAACGAUGUCUGCAAACCAAGGCCAAACGGUCGAGUAAGCACCGGCAGUCACAACCAAAUACCGACCAGUCGGCCCAGAGAGGGUCGGGGACCGGGGGUAACGGCGCUGACCUAGGGGAUAGUGGAACGCCCGAGCAGAGCAGAAACAGCACUUUGAUUGCGUUGCAGGAGUCCGUGAAGAGGAAGCUGGAGAGCGCCGGCUCCCCCGGUCAGGUCAACGGCUUCAGCGACGGCUACCCCCCAUCCAAGAAGACCUGCCUGGAUAAAGGCUCGUCAAAUGGUGGCGUCGCCCCUCGCUCGCCCCUGGACUCGAAGCACGGAUUGGGGGCCGACUCGCGCAUACCCAACGGGAUCCGCCGGCCCGGAGGGGAGCCGGGGGGAGACUCCGCGGGGGAGCAGGAGUUCCGGCUCAAGGAGAUGAAGCAGGAGCCCGUGGAUGACAUCCUGCCGUGCAUGCUGCCUUCCGGCGGCGGUGCCAGCAACAGCCUCUUCCCCGACCUCAACCUCAACGAGCAGGAGUGGACGGAGCUGAUGGAGGAGCUGAACCGCUCCGUGGCCUACGAGGACAUCCAAGACAUCCUCAACGAUGGCUUUGAGGACCGUAAGGACCCCCCGGAGCUGGCGGGGCAGACCCCCGGGUCGGGUGCACAGUCUGGGGGUGCCGCUCAGGGAGGGGGGUCCUCGCAGGGAAGCCUCCUCCCUUCAGACCUGGCCAGCAUCAAGGCCGAGUUUGACCAGGACUCGCACGCGGUAUCGCCCCACAUCAGGCCCACAUCGUCGGGGCCGCCCGUUCAGCACUCUACCAGCUCCCCGGCCGCGGCCACCUCCACUGCCUCCUCCCCGGCCCUGCCCCAGCAGCCUCCCCCGGCCAGGAACCACCACCUCCCCCCGGGGCCCGUCCCCAAAGAUCUGUCUCCCGCCCAGCAGCUCCAGCAACUGGCUGCCCAGCAGCAGAGAGCCCAGCAGAUGCAGUCUCAGCUGCAACAGCACCACGCCCAGAAACACCAGCAAGCCCAGAAACAAGCACAGAAAUUUCACCCCUCCGGAUCACACCAACACCCUUCUUGGCCCCCCCAGUCGGCCUCCUCUCAGAGUCCCCUGGGGGGUGCCUAUGGCCUGGAGAAGCCCGCCAGCCCCUCCAUCUACCCACAGGACUUCCCUAACAAUCCCAAGCCCCAGCUGAUGAUGUCCGGACAGCCCAACAAGGGCUCACCCAAAGCCGGGGCCGGAAGUUACCUGCAGCCUAGUGGCUCCCACGCCACCAUGCUGGGCCACCCCGCCCAAGGACCAGGGGCUACACUCGGCCACCCUGCAGCGGGUCCUGGGGGCCCUCCAGGCUCUGCCAUGCUCAACUACAGCAACACAAAGCCCUUGUCCCACUACGAGGCUACAAACCAGGGGCCUCCGCGGGGCCCCCCAGGGGCCCAGACCCAGAACAAAGCGGCGCUGCUGUCACUACUCCGGCAGAAGCAAGGGCCGCCCUUCAGACCACACCUUCCCCACGGCCAGCAGGAGCAGAACGCGUACCCGACGACCCCCCAUGGCCCUGGGCCCGGCAACAACAUGGGCCCCACCAACACCAUGGGGCCCCAGCCGGGGGGCCCCGCCAAUACCAUGGGGCCCCAACCGGGGGGCCCCGCCAACACCAUGGCCGCUAACCACAACAACGCGGCUUACCUGUCGGGACAGGCGGCGGCGGCGUUAAAGCAGCAACAGCUGAUGGAGCACCAGAAACGGUUCCUAUUGGGCCAGAGGCAGCAGCAGAUCAUGGUUGAGCAGGAGAAGCAGCGUCAACAGCAGGAACAGCAACUUCAGAGACAUCUGACCCGGCCCCCUCCCCAGUACCAGGACCAACCCAACCAGCAACCUGGACCACAGAACAACCCCUUCCAGCAGCAGCAGGUGGCCCAGUUUUCAGCCUCCUCUCAGGCAAUGGGGAAUGUGGGUUCUCUUGGAGGCCCUGCCCCCGGAGCUCAACGAAUGUUCCCCCAGACACCGCAAGGCAUGAUGGGAAUGAACACAUCUGGUGCCCCAGCAGCCGCUAGCCAGGCAGACAUGAGCCUCUCGUCCUGUGGGGGGGGCGGGAUGGACUCGGCUUUACAGCAGCAGGUCCUCUACAGCAACAUGAGCAUGCACUCCUCACACCCCUCCCAGCAGGGCUCGAUGCAGAGGCAGCCCAUAGGGAGCAUGGCUGGCCCUUACCGCCAGAACAUGCUAGCCCAGCAACAGCAGCACCUGAAAAACCAGCCCAACGCCGCCCUACUGAAAGCGCAGCAGUUUGCCAGGCUCCCCGGCUCCGUGCCCGGCGCCAUGCAGAGUGCCCAGAGCCAAGCCUGGCAACAGCACCAGGGCAUGCAGCAAGCCAUGGCAGGCCAGCCCCCGCCCCCCAGCAACGGAGGUCUCCCGCCUAACGCGUUUGUGAACCCCGGCGCCUUCCACAUGCAGCAGCAGCAGACACGCCUGCCGACCAAAAUGCCAGUCGCCAACGCCCCCUUCGGCGCCAGUGCCAACGGCAGGGUCAUGGGUGCCAUGAAUCCCGCCCAGCAGCAGCAGAUGAUGCAGCAGGCCCAGCAAAGGACGUCAGCCAAUCCCCAGGUUUCCCUCGGGCAGCCCUUACCCAAUCAGCAGCAGGCUCAGCAAGUCUUGCCCAAUCAGCAACAGGCUCAGCAGCAGCAGGGAUCCCUGGGCCAGGGAGUGUUACCGGACUUGGGUGCGUUCGGUCAGCCUCAGGUGGGGCGUUUGGUCAGCCAGGGGCUCCAGUGUAGCCAGCAGGGCUACCAGGUCAACAGGACUGCCGGUCUACAGCAGCAGUUGCCGUUUGGCUACAGCGCCGGUUCAGGGUCCAGUGGUUUGCCCAGCUUCCCCGGAGAGACUGACCUGGUGGACUCGCUGCUGAAGGAACAGAGCACCCAGGAGUGGAUGGAUGAUCUGGACGAGCUCCUAGCCAGCCACCACUGAUCGUUGCAGCGGAACGCUGUGCUCUCAGUGGUGUGCUGUGGCUUCCUCACCUCCCGUCGGCGCCAAUGUAGAAGAGCGCGUACCUGCUAGGUAUCCAUCUUUUUAACGUUGUUCACAUUGCCUUUUCGGGGGCCGCAGAUGAAGACUAAGGAGGACGGGAAAGGAAGUCGGUUCAUAUUAUGAGUUGUGUCAGGGGAAGGCGGUUGGUGUAGGAGCUCAAAAGCCGAUUGCCAAUGAAGUGCAAUUCAGUGCAGAAACGGCAAGGAUUACAAACCCGAAAUGCUGUCACAGUUCUGAUGGGGCUGAAACUGUCCUUUACAGUAAAUUGUCUACUGUGUAUAUACAAGGUGCAUAAUGUUAAGGAUGGCUGGUGAUGACAGUGCACAGGACCAAAGACCCCCCCCCCCCCCCGCCCCCGAGUUGAUUGCUAUUGGAGGAUUGUUUUCCAGGACUGGACAGACAGAACGCUACUACUACUGCUACUACUGAACCUGGGGCUCAGUACAAAACCACUGAACCAAGGGUUGACCCAAACACCCGCUCAGCCACACCCACAUUCUCCUCCUCUUGUUUUUUGAAGUUGCGGCCUUAAAUGCAAAUGUAUGCUGUACGUAGCCGAGGUGGCGUAAUAACAUGGUCUGCAGAAGGUUAACGGCGAUACACAAGGGUUAUUGUUCAGCUUGCCGAUGAACAGACCUGUGCUUUCUCUCCAAACAAUGAGACUACGGUGGCGGCCAUAUUUGUUUCGGUUAGCCCCUUAGUUGCUAAGUGGAGACCCGUAUGUUUAACUGUCUGUCUUGGGGGAAGAGAGAAGACCAUUGCUCUGUUAGAGAUUUGCAGUUGCCCUCCAAUGGAGGCAGGUUACAAAUAUAAGAGUCAAACUGGGGAUGAACUCACCACACAUCUCGCACGUGUGAACAAUUCUUGUGUUGUGUUUAUAUAACGGUCUCCCUUUAAGUUUCUCCUACUUCCUCCGCAUGUUUGACCUGGUUACUGUCUUAAUCAUCCAGUCUGCUGUCAUUUCAAUAUCCAAGUUAGUGAAGAUUGUGUGGAUUUGUCUGAUGCAGAUUUAUAUAUAUAUAAAAAAUAUAUAUGUAGAAAUUGUCAAAUUUACUUUUUCCUUAAGACUUAUUGAAGCCAAUCUUUUUUUUGCCAUACCCUUGAAUGACAGUUUAGCGGCUAUUGAGUUGGGAAUAUCUGAAUUUGUUCAUCCUUGUCAGGGGCUCCUUGUAAAUGUUUAUAUAUAUUUUUUGUAUGUAUGCAUUUUCCUAUUGUUCUGGAGAAGAUAGAUCUUAUUUUUAUAUGUAUAUUCCAGUGGAUUUUGUAAGUAUUUUAUACUUUUUAAUAUGGUUCUCUGUAAAACAAGAGUAUUAUGUAAAUAUAGUUAUUUAGAAAGGAACACAGCGUUUUGUCUUUGUAGUGUGUGAAAUGGACUUAUAACUGACAUAUUUAAAUAAAAAUAUUAAUUGCC
Messenger RNA from Esox lucius (northern pike), 6023 nucleotides. It is a transcript of the gene maml1, whose product is annotated as mastermind-like transcriptional coactivator 1. Gene Ontology annotation, molecular function: transcription coactivator activity. The transcript is spliced from 5 exons. The record is from RefSeq and is a predicted model, not a curated record. The coding region runs from base 1436 to 4552 and encodes 1038 amino acids. Gene Ontology annotation, cellular component: nuclear speck; nucleoplasm. NCBI's taxonomy places the organism in Eukaryota, Metazoa, Chordata, Actinopteri, Esociformes, Esocidae. Gene Ontology annotation, biological process: Notch signaling pathway; positive regulation of transcription of Notch receptor target.